AUGGAGAGGAAACAAGGGUUUUUAUCGGCGUUGGAGGACGUUGUCCGCGGGCUGUCUCCGGCGAGGUCACGGGCGAAGAGUCCGGGCCGGAGCGUGUCGCCGAUGUCGGGUCUGCUCCGUCGGAAGGCCAGCUCGAGUAAUUCCGACAAUUUGAUUGCGAGAUCGGGGAGCCUGAGGCCGGUGGGUGAGACUCUGACUCCGUUGAUGGAGGGCCCAGAUCCGAAUGAGGAGGAAAUUGGCCAAUCGAAGCGGCUCGGGUCGGGUAUCGGGAAGUGGGUCCGGGGUCAGCUGACCCGGAAUCCGUCUGUCGCCGUCAACGAGAGCGGCGGCGGCAAGAGGUCGGAUUUGAGGCUGCUUCUCGGUGUGAUGGGUGCGCCCCUUGCUCCGGUGCACGUUACCACCACCGACCCUCUGCCUCAUCUCAGUAUAAAGGACACGCCCAUUGAAACUUCAUCGGCACAGUACAUACUGCAACAGUAUACUGCAGCCUCCGGCGGGCAAAAAGUCCAAAACUCCAUAAAAAACGCAUACGCCAUGGGAAAGCUGAAGAUGGUAGCUUCCGAGUUUGAAACUGCAACGAAGGUAGUCAAGAACAGAAACCCCGCCAGAGCUGCUGAGUCUGGUGGAUUCAUUCUGUGGCAAAUGAAUCCCGACAUGUGGUACGUCGAGCUUGCAGUCGGGGGAAGCAAAGUUCACGCAGGCUGCAAUGGUAAGCUCGUCUGGCGCCACACUCCAUGGCUCGGAGCUCACGCAGCAAAGGGACCUGUUCGGCCCUUGCGCCGUGCUCUUCAGGGGCUUGAUCCAAGAACAACUGCUAGCAUGUUUGCAGAUUCCAUAUGCAUAGGUGAGAAAACCAUUAACGGCGAGGAUUGCUUCAUCCUAAAGCUAGCUGCCGACCCUCAAACGCUCAAGGCGCGUAGUGAAGGCCCAGCCGAGAUCAUUCGCCACGUCCUGUUCGGCUACUUCAGCCAGAAAACAGGCCUUCUGGUCCACAUGGAAGAUUCCCAUCUGACCCGAAUCCAAUCCAACGGUGGGGAAGCUGUCUACUGGGAGACCACAAUCAACUCUUUCUUAGAAGAUUACCGUCCGGUGGAGGGAGUUAUGAUAGCACACUCCGGCAGGUCUGUUGUGACCCUUUUCCGGUUCGGAGAGAUGGCAAUGAGCCACACCAAGACCCGUAUGGAGGAAGCAUGGACUAUCGAGGAGGUUGCUUUUAAUGUUCCUGGUCUUUCUAUGGACUGCUUCAUACCGCCAGCUGAUCUGAGGUCGGGAUCUGUUAGUGAGGCCUGCGAGCUUCCUCGUGAAGACAGGGGCAAAUCAGUAAUUGCGCUCGCCAAGCACGGGGCGAAGGUUGCCGCGCUCGGAGACAGCCGAGCUGGUGGUGGAAAUGUGAUGUGGAAAGUCGAGAUCUGA
Striga hermonthica is the source of this 1413-nucleotide messenger RNA. Lineage: Eukaryota; Viridiplantae; Streptophyta; Magnoliopsida; Lamiales; Orobanchaceae. The record is from the annotation of a GenBank genome assembly.